Molecule: messenger RNA, 933 nt
Organism: Heterotrigona itama
Lineage: Eukaryota; Metazoa; Arthropoda; Insecta; Hymenoptera; Apidae
Source: the annotation of a GenBank genome assembly
AUGGCGAAGAGUGAAAAGAUACGUUUAAACAGUAACCAAUCCGUACUUUGGGGCAAUCGUUUGGGAAGUAAUAAAGAGGAUGCUUUGAAAAUAGUCGUUACAGACGGCACGACAGAACUUGCACGUUCGUUUCUAUAUAGAACGUUGAAUGAUAACGUGUUUGGUGAAAAUCAAUCUGUCUUUAUAAGCCUCUAUGAAUUGAAAAAUAAGGCGAUCUUUUUGGAGAGCGUGGCGAUCGAACUCACUUCUUUUAGCCCCAAACUUUUAAGUGGCAUUAGUUACGGUCACGAUGCUUCCAUUGAAUUCAAGAAUGCAGAUGUUGUAAUUUGUAUUGGUCACGCAAGGGAGUAUGACUUUAAGGAUAAUGAAUACCUGGAGCCAUUUUUUGAAGAACACGUUUUGAUUUCCAAGUUUUACGGUGAAGUUAUAGAGAGGUAUGUGAAAAGGGAUGCAAAAAUCAUUGUGCUUGGAAAUACUGCUGCCACAAUCAUAUCCAAAUAUGUGAAAUCUAUUCCUAUCGGCAACAUAACUACAUUGUCUUUGUUGAAUUUAAAUAUUGUCACAGCACAGAUUGCUGCACGAAUAAAGUGUCUGCCAGCAGAAAUAAAAAAUAUAAUAAUCUGGGGCUCGAACGGUUCGCAUAGUUUCCCAGAUUGCAGAUAUAUCCAUCUCACUAGUGGGAAACCUUUGCCUGAUGCUUUGAAAGUUUGGAUCAGUGACGUUCUCCCAUGUAUUGUUCAGAGCGUGUCGUGUAGGCCAAGCCUCGUUAACUCUCUGGCGUACGCAUUGGCGGAGCACUGUAAAAUCUUAUGGAACGGCACCCCGGAAGAUGAGUGGACCUCCAUGGGUGUUUUGUCCGACUGUUCGUAUUCAAUUCGGUCUGGAAUAUUUUUCUCUUUUCCCGUAGUUUGCAGGAACAGACAGUGUGAGAUA